Messenger RNA from Gamsiella multidivaricata, 2280 nucleotides. RefSeq lists its product as uncharacterized. The transcript has a single exon. The record is from RefSeq and is a predicted model, not a curated record. NCBI's taxonomy places the organism in Eukaryota, Fungi, Mortierellomycota, Mortierellomycetes, Mortierellales, Mortierellaceae. The coding region runs from base 1 to 2280 and encodes 759 amino acids.
AUGGUAGUAACACGAACCAGACGCCAUACAACCCCAGCAUCAGCUUCUCCUGCUGCACAACAUACACGACCUAAUCGACGAACGAGGACACGUGCCAUCACUGCGGCCUCAUCAAAGAAAAACAACAACAAUAAUAACGAUGCACUGGAAGCGGACAAAGAGAAUCAUGACAACAGCAGAAGCACAACCACACAUCCAAUGCAGUCGGAUGCGAAAGCCAAUGCAUCACUCAAUAAGGAUGCGCCGCUGACGACACGAGGUACAAGGAUUAUGCGCGAUACGCGGCGAACCCCUGCUACGACAACGACAGCAAGCAAUAACCCGACAGAAGACGAGGAGGUCGAAAGACCCCGCCGAGAGCGUGUUGAAGCUGUGGUCAUUGUCGAACACCCUCGGAAACUCAGGUCAUGGGAAACACUGGAUAAUAAUACUCGUGCGCACACAGAUGCGAAAAUUCCCAUAGAUCUUCACGAUGACUAUGCGCUCAACUUCGAGACCAGUAUGACAACGGAUGCCUUUACAACCGAUAUGCUCAAGGAUUCGUCGCCAAAGCUGCGGAAACACAACGAGGCGAAUGUGGAGAGCGGGAUUUCAGGCAAGAGCGACGAUCACAAUUCGAUGUUGUUCUCUCGACUCUCGCUCUCUCCGCCUCCCCCAUUACUCUUCGAUAACGAUGACGAGGAGGAUUACUAUGGCGAAGGAAACAGUCCGUGGAGGAUGAACUUUGAUUCCCGACAAUCGAGCUCAUGCAUGAACGACCAGUCCCGGCGCAGAACUAUUGAUUUUACGCUUUUAGAGCUGGAACCGGACGAACAGCAGCACAAGGACCGUCUUGAGUCUUCUUCUUCAGCAGCACCAGCAACAGCAGCAUUUUUGAGCUGGGAUAAGGACGGGGCGAUGGACGAUUACGAUGAGGAUGAUGAUCCGUUCGGAUUCUCAAAGGUCGAACGGAAGCUGCAGAGGACCAAGAGCAUGCGGCCGAAACUAUUGGCUAUCAACGAGGUCAAUGCCCGCAGCCCAGCUGUCUCUGCCUCCGCCAUGGCCGUCGACACCACAACCAGCAGAAUCAGCAGUCCAAGCACCAGCAUCGACAGGAGCACGAUUGAUGAAAAUGGACUUACCACUCGUGAGGCUGUUCUGGAGAGGGUUGCGAACAGGAGGAGAGGCGACGUCAAGGGCAAAGGGAAGAUUGUGGAGCAGGAUCCGCUUUCGAGUGAUAGUCAUGAUGCGGACAGGAGCCGGAGUGAGGCCGCAGAAUUUUCGGCAGAGGAUAUACAGAGAGCGGUCCAGCUGAGCAGGGGCUUGGAUGUGGCCAAUGGCGAAGGGUGUUCGAGUGGUUUAACAGCAUCAUCAACAUCGCAGUCUGGUGCUCGUACGACGGCUACCGAAGGCGAUAAUACAAUUCUGCAGGAAACAAUCGCCACAGACCAGGACGACGAAGAAACUUUGACUAGGAGCACGAGGCGUAUAUCUCGGCUGUAUGGAAAGGCGGCCGCCGUCGGUGUUCAGAAUGCCCAAACCUUGGCGGACACGACUGCUUCGACCGCACACAGCAACGCACAUACCCCAGUUCUUGAUGACAAUACCUACAGCCACGAUAUCGAGAUGGAAGCUGUCACCGAUAUUACCUCUACACCACCAAGGAAGACUCGUUCAGACGACUCUACGAAUUCGGACCUUUCAAUUCUUUCGAGCGAUUUCUCACCAAUAAUUCUUGAUCGUACACCUACAAGGAAACCGGAAGCCGGAAUGCCAAUGUCGCUGGAAUAUCCGUCCACAGGUCCGGGCAAAGGACGCUCGCGGCCAAAGAAGAAGUACAUGUUGACGGAACAACUUGAGGCGAUGCUACCACGACGUAGGAGGAAGCUGAAUAUGAUGAGCAAGAACAGGAACAACAAUGUGGUGGAUUUGGGCAGCAGUAGCGAGGAAGACGAGAAUGACUCGGAUGGAUCAAUUGGAUCGGCUUCGGAGGACGAGAGAGAGUCUUUGACGCGGUUACGACGCGGACGUACAGCGACACAUUCGGUGGACACGAGGCGUAGAGCAAGAACUUUGGGCAAGAAACGAUCUGCGCCUGGUGAACUCUCUAAGCCAGUAUCCAAGCGCGGCGGUGUCAAGGGUUCUGCAUCUGUGAGCGACAAGGACAAGCGCAAGGACAAGGGCAAGGGCAAGGCAGAGGACAGGAGCGGCUGGUCUGCAGAACAAUGGGCAGCGCAACAAGAGCGGAUCAAAUACUUUCAGCAGGUCGACGAUUUUGAUCUGGAGGUUGAGCCUAUCUAG